Kogia breviceps (pygmy sperm whale) is the source of this 6256-nucleotide messenger RNA. It is a transcript of the gene PLEKHG2, whose product is annotated as pleckstrin homology and RhoGEF domain containing G2. Gene Ontology annotation, biological process: regulation of actin filament polymerization. Lineage: Eukaryota; Metazoa; Chordata; Mammalia; Artiodactyla; Physeteridae. The record is from RefSeq and is a predicted model, not a curated record. Gene Ontology annotation, molecular function: small GTPase binding; guanyl-nucleotide exchange factor activity.
GUUGAUUAAUAAGAUGCAUAAAUUUAUAGAAACCGGUUAAGAGAAAACUAAAACUGCUCCAGGUGAGGAUCGAACUCACAACCUCGGCAUCGCUUCGCUCGCACUGCCAUAUAAGUACCGCGCGCUAACCGAUUGCGCCACUGGAGCUCCGGCCGCACCCUUGCGCCGCGGGGUCUUUCAGUCAUUUCUGGCCACGUGACCUUGAUGGACUGCUCCGCCUCGUCUUUGCAUAUACAAAUAGGAAUCUUUGGAUUGGCCAAUAGGAGAAAGUGCGUUACCAGUUCCGGAUUCUCACGCCUGGAAGGCUCUUGCUGUAAAAGGGAAAAGUCCGCGAGGCUUUUGGAAUGUGGGGGUGUAGCCUGCCUGGGACUCGCCUUCUCAUGAAUAUUCAGAAACCAUAGAGGAGGGGUCUUAACCCUUCUCUGGCUGGCCGGCCGGAAGGCGGCCCCUCCCCCCUGCGGGCGGGAACAGGAUAUGAGCCCGGGCGGCUGGGGGGAGGGGAAGCCCCAGGCGACUGCCCCCCGCCCCGCUGCUGGGACCGGGCUCUCCAGCCACAGAUGUAUGUGGCGCUGCCGCCGCCUGAGCCGGCGCCACCCAUCCCGGAGCCUGAGGGGUCCACAGUCGCAGACUCCAGCCUCCCGAAACUGCACCGCAUCCUGAGGGACCCUGAAGCCCAGGCCCCAGCGUCCAGGCUAGUGGACCCCAGAUAUCCAGGUGCCCAGCGCCCCCUCCUGGAGGAGCUAGGAGUCCGGGACAUCAGCGCCGCGCGACCCUGGAGGCCGAGCUUCCUGCACCCGGUUUCCAAGAAUUUAGGAUCCCAGACCGGAGAUUCCCUUCAGAGUUUCCCAGAAAGCUGAGCCUAGAACUCCCGGGGUUUGAGGAACUUGGGAUACGGACUCCUAGCGCCCCUUCCAGCCCGUCUGGGGUUGAAGCGCCAACUACUUCAAGAGGACCUUGGAAUUUGGGGCUCUCUGCGCUCCCUUCUGGAGGUGGUUUAAUCCCUGCUCUUAGAGUUAGGGGAACUCAGGAAUCCGGCCCCCCCAACCCACGGCCCCAUCUAGAAGACUCAGGAAUUUGGGUUCCCAGCACCCCUAUCUGAGACUCAAGAGUCGAGGCCCCCAGCAUCUUCCAUUUAGAGGACCAAAGAAAUUUGGACCACUGCACCCCAUUCUCCGAGAGACCCCGGAUUCUGGUUCCCGGAUCCUGAGAGCCCGAAGUUCAAACCCCUGAUUUGCAGAGACCCAGGAGUCCCGGCUCUGAGCCUCCCCGGGGACCGUGCUAGGGUCGAAUAGGAACUGGGCUGCCUCGGUUCGGGGCUGGAGACUCCCCGGGAGAAGCCGCUGAGCCACUCAGCCAUGCCCGAAGGAGCCCGUGGACUGGGCCUGUCCAAACCCAGCCCUAGCCUCGGCCGCAGAGGUGAAGUGUGUGACUGUGCGGCUGUGUGUGAGACUCGGACAGCAGCCCCUGCAACCCCCGCCAUGGCCUCCCCCCGAGGUUCUGGGAGCUCCACAUCCCUGAGCACAGUGGGCUCAGAGGGGGACCCGGCUCCGGGGCCCACCCCAGCCUGCUUGGCCUCCAGGCCAGAGCCCCUUCCAGGGCCCCCCAUCCGCCUGCAUCUGUCGCCCAUGGGGACCCCAGCUUCGGCGAAACCCUCGAGGCUGGAGCGUGUGGCCCGUGAGAUCGUGGAGACGGAGCGGGCCUAUGUCCGGGACCUCCGCAGCAUUGUGGAGGACUACCUGGGCCCUCUGCUGGACGGCGGGGUCCUGGGGCUGAGCGCGGAGCAGGUGGGCACGCUGUUUGCCAACAUUGAGGACAUCUACGAGUUCAGCAGCGAGCUCCUGGAGGACCUGGAGGGCAGCAGCAGUGCCGGGGGCAUCGCCGAGUGCUUCGUGCAGAGGAGCGAGGAUUUUGACAUCUACACGUUGUACUGCAUGAACUACCCGAGCUCCCUGGCCCUGCUCCGGGAGCUGUCAGUGUCUCCGCCAGCAGCCCUGUGGCUGCAGGAGCGCCAGGCCCAGCUCCACCACUCACUGCCCCUGCAGAGCUUCCUACUGAAGCCUGUUCAGCGCAUCCUCAAGUACCAUCUGCUGCUGCAGGAGCUAGGCAAGCACUGGGUGGAGGGCCCAGACGCCGGGGGCCGCGAGAUGGUGGAGGAAGCUAUCGUGUCCAUGACAGCGGUCGCCUGGUACAUCAAUGACAUGAAACGCAAGCAGGAGCAUGCUGCGCGCCUCCAGGAGGUGCAGCGGCGGCUGGGUGGCUGGACCGGUCCGGAGCUCAGUGCUUUUGGCGAGCUGGUGCUGGAGGGUGCAUUCCGAGGUGGCGGAGGGGGCGGCCCCCGACUUCGAGGGGGUGAACGGCUGCUCUUUCUAUUCUCACGGAUGCUGCUCGUGGCCAAGCGCCGGGGACCAGAAUACACAUACAAGGGCCACAUCUUCUGCUGCAACCUGAGUGUGAGCGAGAGCCCUCGAGACCCUCUAGGGUUCAAGGUGUCCGAUCUGACCAUUCCCAAGCACAGGCACCUGCUCCAGGCCAAGAACCAAGAAGAGAAGAGGCUGUGGAUUCACUGUCUCCAGCGCCUCUUCUUUGAGAAUCACCCCGCCUCCAUCCCUGCCAAGGCAAAACAAGUUCUCCUUGAAAACAGCCUGCACUGUGCUCCUAAAAGUAAGUCUAUCCCAGAGCCCCUGACACCUCCACUUGGGUCUCCCCGACCUCGAGAUGCUAGAAGUUUCACCCCUGGACGAAGGAACACAGCUCCAUCUCCAGGACCCACCACUUCCCGCCGUGGCCGCAGACAGUCUGAGCCCCUGAAGGACCCUUACGUCAUGUUUCCACACAACGCUAAGCCUAGACUCAAGCACACUGGCAGUGAGGGGGAGCUCUACCCGCCCUUAGAGCCUCUGCCACCAGUUCCAGCUUCUGAACCCCCUGAGGACCUGGAGGACACUGGACCCCCCUCGCUGGACCCCUCUGGGACCUCAAUCACUGAAGAAAUCCUGGAGCUGCUGAACCAAAGAGGCCUCCGGGAUCCAGGGUGCCCACUACAGCCACCCCCCCAUGACAUUCCCAAGUUCCCCGGAGAUUCCCAGGUGCCAGGCGACAGUGACACCCUCGCAUUCCAAGCCCUGCCCAGCCGGGACUCUUCAGAAGAGGAGGAAGAAGAGCUGGAUAUGGAUGAACGGGGCCCUUCCCCACUCCACGUCCUAGAGGGGCUCGAAAGUUCCAGUGCGGCUGAGAUUCCUGACAUUCCCAGCCUUUCCAAAAAUCCUGAUGUAUCCAACCUCCCUGAAAUUCCCCGCCUUUCUGAAAUUCCCCAAAUGCCCCGCCUUCCCAGUCUCUCUGACAUUUCCAGUGUUUUCGAAAUGCCCUGCCUUCCAGCCAUACCUAGUGUCCCCGACAUUCCUAGUCUUUCCAGCUCUCCCACCCUCCCCCGCGACUCCUGGCUCCAGGGACCUCUGCAGGAGCCGCGUGAAGCUCUAGCCGCCAGGAGAGAACUCUUCCCUGGAAGCAGCUCUGGGAAACUGGGGGAGCCCUCCUCAGAAAGCAGGGCAGGGCAAGAGGAGGAUGAAGGAGUACCAUACCCAGAUGGCCAGCCCCGCCAUGUCACCCAAGAUCGGGGAUUCCCGGAGGAACUGGAGUUCCGCUCUUGCUCAGAAAUCCGGAGCGCCUGGCAGGCUCUGGAGCAGGGGCAGCUGGCCCGGCCAGGUUUCCCUGAGCCCCUGCUGAUCCUGGAAGAUUCAGAUCUAAGUGGAGGCAACGGAAGCGGGAAGGCAGGAGCCCCAGCUUCGGAGAGGUCAGCGUCCCGAGUGAGAGAGUUGGCCCGACUCUACAGCGAGCGGAUCCAGCAGAUGCAGCGGGCUGAGACCCGGGCGUCAGCCAACGCCCCCCGCCGCCGGCCACGGGCUCUGGCCCAGCCGCAGCUGUUGCCCUGCCUGCCCCGUGAGCAGGCCGAGCCAGGGCCCCUGCCCGCCUUUGGACAUGUGCUCGUAUGUGAGCUGGCCUUCCCGCUGACCUGUGCCCAGGAAUCUGUCCCCCUAAGCCCUGCUGCCCAGGUUCAAGCUGCCACAGCUGUGACUAAGCAACGAGGCGGCCUGGACGGCCAGGGUCUAAACGUUCCAAGUUUGCCUGAGCAAGAAGACUGUCUGGGCAUCCAGGUUCCAGCGGCUACCCCUGUGCCUGAGCACGGAGGCCUCUGGAAUAUCCGGAUUCCAGCCACCACACCUCUGCCCAAGCAGGAAGGCCCCCCGAACGGCCAGGUGCCGGCUAUUACAACUCUGCCCGAUCAAGAAGCCCACCCGGAAAUCCAAGUUCCAGCUGCCACUACUCUGCCCAAGCACAGAGGCCACGUGGAUAUACCGGUUCCAUCUACCACCGCUUUUCCUGAACAAGGAUGCCGCGUGGACAUCCAAGUUCCAAUCACCCCAGCUUUGCCUAAGCGGGGAAGUUGCUCCGACGUCACGGUUUUAGCCGCCGCUCCUACGCCCAAGCGAGAAGGCCACCUGGACAGCCAGAGCCCGACCAACACCCCGUUAACGAAGCAAGGAGAUUCUAGGGAUGUUCAGUUCCCAGCCACUGCCUGUGGCCAAGCCGUCAAUCCUUUGCUUACACACAGAAGCAGCCUAGACCCUCAGGUCCCAGCUGACACCCCACCGCCCUUGCAACAUGACCUCCCCGACAUUCAGGUUCCGGGUGCCUCACCUUUGCCCGCAGACGGAGGCCACCUAGACCAUCAGACCCCAGCCAGCACUCUGCCGUCCUUGCCCCAGGACCUCCCACACUUUCAGGUUCCAGCUGCCACACCUUUCCCGCAGCCACAAGGCCUCACGGACACCCAGGUCCAAGCCCUCCCACCUUUGUCCCAGCAGGGAGGCCUCCCGGACAUCCAGGGUCCAGCUGCUGUGCCUCUGCUUGAGGAGCAAAGCCUCACAGACCUCCAGGUUCAGAAACUGACACCUUUGUUGGAGCAGAAGGGCCUCACCAACGACCAUGUUCCAGCUGCCCCACCUUUGCCUGAGCGAGGAGGCCCUCGGGACAUUCAGGGCCUGUUACCCACCCGAGUCCAGACCACGGUGGUUUUGUCUAAACAAGGAGGCCACGCGUUCUCUCACGUUGCCAGGUCAGAGUCUUCAGACUUGAGCCCACCCUACAGUCCCCCACUCGCAACCCGGCAGCUCCUGGGCUCCAACGCAGCUGCCCUCUCAAGAUACCUGGCAGCCUCAUACAUCAGCCAGAGCCUGGCACGGCGGCAAGGGCCUGGAGGAGAGGCUCCCCCAGCCUCCCGGGGCCCUUGGUCCUCCUCCGCCCCCACAUCACGGGCACCUUCACCGCCACCCCAGCCUCAGCCCCCAGCUCCCCCAGCCAGGAGGCUCAGCUACGCCACCACGGUCAACAUCCACGUCGGGGGUGGCGGGCGGCUACAGCCAGCCAAGGCCCAGGUCAGGUUGAACCACCCUGCUCUCUUGGCAACCCCCCAGGAAUCGGUGGGCCUUCGCAGAGCCCAGGGGGCCCCCGAUGCCCCUUUCCACGUGUGAGCCAGGAUGUCGGCCUUCUUGAAAAGCAGAGACUUCAACCAGAUGCCACAGACCCUCAGAAUUCACCUGGAAGUCCAGACGCUGAGCACAGGUCUAAAAAUUGCCACAGCUUUCCAACACCUGGAGUCUUUGGCGAAUGGGCCUUAUUACUUAACCUGGAUUAACCCAACAGGGAUGGGGAAGGGGAUGUCAUUAAUAUUUUGUUAAUUAACAUUAUGAAAUUAUGUAUCUUUCCCCAUUCUGGGGGCCGUGGGGGAUGACAGAAGACGACAAUGAAUGGGGAGGUCUGAUACAGCACCAAUCAGUCGUUCUGAAAAUCUGGGGAAUCUCAAAACUCCUUUGAGAAUUACUGAAGACUGGACCCAUUACAGUUUGGUGUAUGAUUUUAGAGGAUUUAUGAACUGCUUGAUGCCUAUCCAGGAAGGCCAAGUUAAGAAGCUUUUUCCCAAGCAGAUCCCUCAAAAUUCUUUCCCUUAGCAGUUUAUCCAGUUGAUGUGUCCCACCAUCAUCUAUCCCUCUCAUCUGCUUGGCCAGUUCUAUCCACCCGGCUAUCUCUCCGUCACCUGCCUCUGUCCAUCUUCCAACCCAUCAUCUCACCCAUGUCUUGCUUUAUUCAACUUUCUCUACCCUAGUCAUCCAUCAUCCUACCCCACCCCCCAUCUAGCACCCGUUCCUCUGUCAAUCCACUCAUCUAUUAUCCCACCUGUCCAUCUUCUCCAACCCUCUCC